Molecule: messenger RNA, 486 nt
Organism: Pyrus x bretschneideri (Chinese white pear)
Lineage: Eukaryota; Viridiplantae; Streptophyta; Magnoliopsida; Rosales; Rosaceae
Exons: 1
Coding region: 1-486 (161 amino acids)
Source: RefSeq, a predicted model, not a curated record
AUGUUGAAUCUUGUGAACAUUGAGAAACUCGAUGGUUACAAUUUCAACACAUGGAAGCACCACAUUGAGAUGAACUUGGGAAUGCUGGAGUUCAGUAUGGCUUUCAAAACUCCACAACCUUCUGCACUCACUGAUUCAAGCAUUGCAUCUGAAAGGGAAAUUUUUACAAAGUGGGAAAGGGCUAAUCAGAUGUCACUUCUCAUCAUGCAAAAUGCUAUGGAAGAACACAUCAGAGGUGGUAUACUAGCAUGUGAUUUGGCUAAGGACUACUUGGCUAGAAUCGAGGAAAAGUUUAAGACAUCUGAUAAGGCUAAGAUUGGAGCUUAUCUCUCAACACUCAUCAAUUCCAAGCACGAAGGUAUCAGUUGUGUUCGAGAGCACUUGCUUAAGUUGGUCAACAUUUCCAACAAACUGAAUGCAUUAGAAGUGGGGAUCACAUAUCAGUUUUUGGUCCAUAUGGCUCUUUAUUCCCUGUCAGGGGAUUAG